UGUGCUGUCUUCCAGAGCCAUGGGGAUCGCACAAAGGACCCUGACACUGGGCUGGGUGGCUGCCAUCUUGCUGCUACAGAUGGCCAUGGCAGAGCACCCCAUGUGGAACUUAAAUGGCAAGACGCAGGUAUUCUUAGACCUGACUCCUUUUGAGAUGAAGGCCGUGCACAGCUUCCUGAUGAACAGGAAGGAGCUUCAAUUGCAGCCAUCCAAGACACCCACUUUGGCCAAGAACUCCCUGUACCUCAUGGAGAUGCUGCUACCCAAUAAAAAGGAUGUACUGAAUUUUCUGGACAAAGGAAAAAGGAGUCCUGUGCGGGAAGCCCGUGUUGUCAUCUUCUUUGGUGCCCAGGAGUACCCUAAUGUCACUGAGUUUGCUAUUGGGCCCCUGCCAUUGCCCAUCUACAUGAGAGAAAUACUUCCCAGGCCUGACCAACAUCCAUCCUGGGCAUCCAGACCUAUCUCCAAAGCAGAGUACAGCCUUAUUCUCUCUACCCUGAAGAAGGCCACUGAGCCCCUGAAUCAGUUCUUCCUUGACACUACUGACUACUCACUAAAGGACUGUGUUGAGAGUUGUCUGACUUUCACGUAUGUGGCCCCCCAUGGCACAAAGCCUGGCCAGCGCCGUAGCUGGUUUAUCUUGCAGCGUUAUAUGGCAGACCACUUCCUGCAGCCCACAGGCCUAGAGAUCCUUCUGGAUCACGGGAACAUUGAUGUCCAGCUCUGGAAAGUGGAGCAGGUCUGGUAUAAUGGCAAGCUUUAUGACAGUCCACAGGAACUGGCUCAGAAAUACGAGGGUGGAGAAGUGGACACAGUGGUCCUUAUGGAGUCACUGCCCAGGAAUCCGGAGCAGCCCCCACUCUUCUCUUUCUCCAGUACCCCAGAGGAAUUCCCCACCACCAUCAGCAUGGCUAGCCCCAGAGUGGCUGAGUCCCACCUCCCUCCAUAUAACAUAGAGGGCAACACAGUGUACUACAGAGACUGGAUCUUCUCCUUCCGUCUCCGACCCUCUUCUGGUUUACAGAUACUGAAUGUGCACUUCCGGGGUAUGCGUAUUGCAUAUGAAGUCAGCGUACAAGAGGCUGUGGCACAGUUUGGAGGACAUAUAACUGCAGGCAUUCGGACCAAGUACAUGGAUGUGGGCUGGGCCCCAAACAAUGUCAUUCACCGGUUAGUCCAUGGCAUUGAUUGUCCAGACGCAGCCACCUUCCUGGAAGUCAUACACCACUAUGACACUGACAUACCAGUCUCCUAUCCACAAGCUCUCUGUCUCUUUGAGAUGCCAGCAGGAAUACCAAUUAAACGCCACUUUAACUCCAACUUUAAAGUCGACUUCAACUCCAGUGCAGAGAUGAAGGGGUACAUGCUAGUGUUACGGACAACCUCAACAGUCCACCACUAUAAUUAUAUUUGGGACUUCAUUUUCUACCCUAAUGGGGCAAUGGAAACAAAGAUGCAAGCCACUGGCUUGGUCCAUGCUACCUUCUUCCAGCCCAAAGAGAUGAGCUACAUCUCUCAAUCACACACCCACCUAUUCAGCAACCUCCACACUCACCUUGUACAUUACCGUAUUGACCUGGAUGUGGCAGGCAGCAGGAACAGCUUCCAGACACUGAAGCCCAUUCAGGGAAACAUCACCAAGGACCUGAGACAUCAUGUAAUGAGAAACACCCUAAAGCAAACGAAUUACUCCCAGGAGCACCAGGCAGCCUUCCACUUCGGAAAACCACUCCCCACUUACCUGGUCUUUAGCAACCUCCAUAGGGCCCAUUUUGACCACAGGAAUAGCUACCGCCUGCAGAUCUACUCCAAAAUCCAACAGCUGGAACUACCAGGCUGGCAGAAGUAUCGAGGUCUCUCUUGGGCCAGGUACCCCCUGGCUGUGACCAAAUACCGGGACUCUGAGAGGUGCAGCAGCAGCAUCUACAGCCAGAAUAAUCCCUGGAACCCCCCAAUAGUCUUCAAGAGCUUCAUUCAGAAUAAUACGAACAUUGAAGACAAGGAUCUGGUGGCCUGGGUCACAGUGGGCUUCCACAACAUGCCCCAUUUUGAGGAUAGUGCCAACAUGACCACACUUGGGAACUCUGCAGGCUUCGUGCUCCGGCCCUUUAGUUUCUUCCGUGGCUUCUAGAGACACCCAGGUAUAAAAUCUACACAAUUGCAUCAGGCACUGGCUCCCUGAGGAUAGAGCCAGUUUGACACCUCCUCCCUUCAACCUCAACAGGACCUACAACCCUGUGUGUAGAAUCCCGCCCCAACUCCUGCUUACCAGCCCCAGAUCUGCACAAGGGUAGACAAUAAACUUUUCAGCUUCCACCCUUGAAUGCUGCUUCUUAGUGGCAGGGGAAGGGCAUGGGCCACACCCAGAUGGGUGACCAUAGUUACAUUUCAGCUGUCUACUGCCCCCAGAAGGACCUUAAUGACAAGGGCAGAGGAUACUUGAACUCUUUACCAGGUAAUUUUUCAACAUCUGGGAUGGCUGCGGGGUAAUGUU
Messenger RNA from Phodopus roborovskii (desert hamster), 2494 nucleotides. Its product is annotated as amiloride-sensitive amine oxidase [copper-containing]. The transcript is spliced from 4 exons. Bases 20 to 2131 code for a protein of 703 amino acids. Gene Ontology annotation, molecular function: copper ion binding; diamine oxidase activity; quinone binding. The record is from RefSeq and is a predicted model, not a curated record. Gene Ontology annotation, cellular component: plasma membrane. Gene Ontology annotation, biological process: response to antibiotic; amine metabolic process. NCBI's taxonomy places the organism in Eukaryota, Metazoa, Chordata, Mammalia, Rodentia, Cricetidae.